CUCUCCCCUCCACACUCAUUCUCUCACUAGUUACCCUCUCUCCCUCACUUACUUUCAUUGCUCAUCUCUCUACCCGUGUUUCAGUUUCUAUUCAACACCGUUUUGUACCGCGCAACCGGACGGACGAAUUCAGUAGGAGUACGGUUUCUUCGUUCGAAAAACGUUUACGUUUUGUGAGGUAGAAAAUUUUGGAAUUCUAAUAUGACCGAUCCGAAAAUUGAGAUGCACUAUACACCACCAACGUCGGACACGAUACAAACGAAACCUUUUCCAAUUCGAGGGGAACGAGCUAAUUUUGUAAACAAACCCCAUGUAAUAGCUAUGGUAGGUUUGCCAGCUCGUGGCAAGACCUACAUUUCAAAGAAGCUCUGCAGGUAUCUCAAUUGGAUUGGAAUAAGCACGAAAGUCUUCAAUCUUGGGGAGUAUAGAAGGCAUGCCACUACUGCCUAUCAAUGUCACGAAUUUUUCCGUGCGGAUAAUAUCAAAGCUAUGGCAAUACGGACUCAAUGUGCUGUGGACGCAUUGAACGACGUUUGUCGUUGGCUGGAGAGCGGUGAUGGCGAGGUUGCUGUUUUCGAUGCCACCAAUUCUACCGUGGAUCGGCGUAGAAUGAUCCACGACAUCGUUGUCGCAAAAAUGGAUUACAAAUUAUUUUUCGUCGAAUCCGUUUGCAACGACCCUGAAAUAGUCGAGCAAAAUAUCAUGGAGGUCAAAGUUAGCAGCCCGGAUUAUGCUAAUAUGAAUAAGGAAGAAGUAUUGGCCGACUUUAUAUUGCGGAUCGAACACUAUAGGGAAAGAUAUCAGCCAUUGGACGAAGAUUACGAGAACGAUCUGUCUUUCAUGAAAAUCUAUAACACCGGGGAAAAAGUAAUAGUUCAUAAACACGAGGGGCACAUACAGAGCAGAAUCGUCUACUAUUUGAUGAAUAUACACAUUGUACCACGUACGAUAUAUCUAACCAGGCAUGGCGAGAGUAUGAUGAAUCUGGAAGGUAGAAUAGGAGGUGACUCGGAUCUUAGUGAAAGAGGUCGGGAGUACGCCAGGGCAUUAGCUACCUACAUUACCAGUCAGGAUAUUCAGGGUCUUAGAGUAUGGACGAGCUGGUUGAAAAGGACUAUUCAGACGGUAGCAGACGUGCAAGCACCGCAGGAAAGAUGGAAAGCUCUCAAUGAGAUUGAUGCCGGAAUUUGCGAAGAGAUGACCUACGAGGAGAUAGCCGAUAAAUAUCCAACGGACUUUGCUGCAAGGGAUCAAAAUAAAUUCUCCUAUCGUUAUCCACGAGGUGAGAGCUAUGAGGAUUUGGUAGCACGGUUGGAGCCCGUUAUAAUGGAAUUGGAAAGGCAGGGUAAUGUUUUAGUCGUCAGUCAUCAAGCGGUGCUACGUUGUCUCCUAGCUUAUUUCUUGGACAAGAGUGCAGAGGAACUACCGUAUCUUCAGGUACCAUUGCAUACCAUCAUUAAAUUAACACCCGUUGCAUAUGGUUGUAAAGUGGAACACAUACGACUUCCAAUCGAUGCAGUGGAUACUCAUCGGCCAAAACCAAAGACUGCCUACCUGACUGUUUAGCGGUAGCGAUACAGAACGGUUUAUUUGUUUCUGAUUGGAAACCCUACGCUGGAGAUCGUCCAUGCCCCUCCCCCCGAACCCUUUUUUGUUUAUUUUUCUCUUUUUCUAUAUUUUUGUUUUUUAAAUCCUUCAAGCCCGAUAUCCUUUCUGAUAUUCGAAUGGCUUUUUUUAUUUUUUAUAAACUAAACUCUUUCUCGUCGCAUGCAUUUUAUUCGAUUUAAAUGGUGUACUUUUUAGGGCUUAAGCGUUUUAUUGUGAUCGUACAUAUAUACUUCUUAUGAUUGUACUCUACACUAAUGUAAAAUAUAUCCAAAGAUAAUGAUUGUUUUAU
This is a messenger RNA of Polistes canadensis, 1897 nucleotides long. RefSeq names its product 6-phosphofructo-2-kinase/fructose-2,6-bisphosphatase (gene Pfrx). Gene Ontology annotation, cellular component: cytosol. Gene Ontology annotation, molecular function: fructose-2,6-bisphosphate 2-phosphatase activity; 6-phosphofructo-2-kinase activity; ATP binding. Gene Ontology annotation, biological process: fructose metabolic process; fructose 2,6-bisphosphate metabolic process. The transcript has 7 exons. The record is from RefSeq and is a predicted model, not a curated record. The coding region runs from base 202 to 1566 and encodes 454 amino acids. Lineage: Eukaryota; Metazoa; Arthropoda; Insecta; Hymenoptera; Vespidae.